Messenger RNA from Acanthamoeba castellanii str. Neff, 300 nucleotides. RefSeq lists its product as uncharacterized. The coding region runs from base 1 to 300 and encodes 99 amino acids. NCBI's taxonomy places the organism in Eukaryota, Discosea, Longamoebia, Acanthamoebidae. The transcript has a single exon. The record is from RefSeq and is a predicted model, not a curated record.
AUGGCCCUCCUCGAGAUGAUCGUGGAACGACUGCAACUGGCAGCGACCGCGGUCGCCUCACCCCCCAAGUCCACCAAACCGGUGGCUGACGAACCUCGCGUGGUACAACCAGAAGCCCCUCGCCAGUUAGCCCAAGAACUCGCCCAAAAACGUGUGGACCACAAGGGCAAAAUCGCGGCUGACGACGAGGACGAAGUCGAGGAAAGCAAAGACGAGGCCCAACCGGCUGUCUACGCCCCUCACGCGCUUCCUACCGCUGCGACCGCGACCCCGGACUUCGUCAACAAUCUUGACCCAUGA